Molecule: messenger RNA, 1547 nt
Organism: Patella vulgata (common limpet)
Lineage: Eukaryota; Metazoa; Mollusca; Gastropoda; Patellidae
Product: extracellular tyrosine-protein kinase PKDCC
Exons: 5
Coding region: 69-1547 (492 amino acids)
Biological process (GO): protein phosphorylation
Molecular function (GO): ATP binding; non-membrane spanning protein tyrosine kinase activity
Source: RefSeq, a predicted model, not a curated record
AUGCUGAGUGUCGUGAGAAAGACCUAGAAUAUUUCCAAACAGAAAAAAAAGAGCUGUCAAAGAACAAUAUGAGUUGGAAACGUGGUCGUCAUCGUCGCUCAUCAAGCGCGGAUAAUGUAUGGUAUGUAGCAGGCUCGUGUGUCGUGUUUUUCCUCUUAGGAAAUCUAUUAAUGUUUCAAACAUAUCAUGGCUUCGUAGAAAACAGAGGGGAACGAUCAAUGCAUGGCGACUCUUUGCAGGAUCAUCCAAUUUCCAUUAAAGAUCUCACCGGCAAACUUCUCGGAAGACCCUUGAUGAUAAAAUACCAGUUCGAUCAGUAUUCCGUGUUUGAAAGCCGACUCAGGAAAUUAAUGGAAAACACACAAGACAGUGGACGGGGUGACAUUUUCACUCAUCAUUUAUCGACGACUGAAACAAAAUUCGAUAAGAACGGUAAUCGACUCUUAAACUGUGAUGAUAUUGAUAAUAUAACGGACAAGGAAUAUAUCGCCUCGGGCUGGACUAAGGCCGUAUAUAAGGGUAUGUACAAAGGGUCCCCCGUGGCUGUAAAAACUGUAGAUAUAAGAGGACAAGACGUUGGGUCAUGUGUAGAACAAGGACGUACCGUAGAAGAUUGUUACUGGAAAGCAGCACAGAAAAUAAUAAAUGAGAUAGUCAUUCUUCAAGGAAUUCCCCAUGAUAAUAUUAUUAAGGUAAUUGGGUUUUGUGUACCCAAAAAGGAUGCCGAUAAAGAUGGUCGAACCGUUGUUAUGGUUACAGAAUUGGGAGAAACUAUUGAUUUGAUCAAACUGCUCCAGAUGUCGUGGGAGGAUCGUUUAAGGAUAUCCCAUGAUGUAACGAAUUUAAUGGAAUUUUUAGCUAAUACACCUUAUGGUUCUGUCUCGAUGAAUGAUUAUAGACGUCAACAGUUUGUUUUAGUUAAUGGACAACUCAAGUUAUCAGAUGUUGAUGACGUAGGUUUUGAUGAACCGUCUUGUACCAAUGAUAAUGAAUGUACAGUUGUAUUUUCUAGUUCAAACUUUACAAAACAUUUAUCGUGUAUUGGGGGAUAUUGUUUAGGGUAUAACGAACAUAGAAAUCUCUUCAACACCGGCCGUCAUUUUACAACGUUCCUCCUCCCACAUGGUGCACCAUUAUUACUAAAACCACAUAUAGAACAAGUUGUCAAUGCUUACAGUAAUUUAACACUUAAUUCUGGACUACUGGUAGAUAAAAUGAAUACAAUAGUUAAUUUAUAUAAAACUGGCAAUUAUUUGAAUAGAACUGUACCAGAACAGCAUAAAACAGAAUUUUUAAAACAUACACAGAGUGAUUUACCUGGUCAACAUGAUUAUAGGUGUAGAUUUUCUAUGUCUGGUGUUGGUUGUACUGUAUCAGUAUUUGAUCAGAGAGAAGCAGAAGAUAUUUGUAAAAUAGAUCCUGAAUGUAAAGGUUUUGUGAUAACUGACCAAAAAACAUGGGCAGGUAAUAUGCCCUUCACCUGUACUUUUAUUGUUUUAGAUGGAGUAACUAACAUCACUUUUAGGGCAAUAAGGGUCCUAUCAUAA